GACUCUGUCAGAGAUGCGAAGAGCCGGGUAAUAGGUCAGACCCCUACCCAGUCUAAACUAGGAUUAGAACAGGUCUAAAGUAGGACUGAAAGAGCAGAGCGAGAGAGGGCAGAUCGCUGUAGCUCCUUUUACGCACCGUUUACGCACAGUUUUGCGCAUUUGGAGAUAGCUUCUGGAGAUUUUGCAUUUCCAUAUGGAAACAGGAUAUUUUGUUUUCUGCGAAGGACAACAUAUUACCAAAUGACCAGCAGACUUUGCUCUUUGUUGUGGUAACGAUUAAUCAUUCAGUCCUAAUCACAUUGUUCGACUUGCUCUAGAAAACCAGUCACCGAAGCGAAAACUUAAACGUUAGAGAAACACGAGUUUUUGCAUUGGUUUGUUUGGCCCGACAUGCCACCGCAGAUGGAUUAUUUCUACCACCACGAACCCCGAGCUUCUGCGCUGGGGCUGACCGGGGAGGAUGCACUGGACCCGGGGGCGAUCAGCUGCAUGCUGGUGGGGGAUCCGGCAGUGGGGAAAACCAGCAUGGUGGUCAGCUACACCUCUAAUGGUUACCCUGCAGAGUAUCAGCAGACGGGAUUCGAUGUAUUCUCUGGGCAGGUCCAAGUGGAGGGCUCCCCUGUCAAAGUUCAACUCUUGGACACAGCUGGACAGGAAGAGUUUGAUGAAUUCAGAGCACUUUCCUACAGCCAGACGGAUGUGUUUUUGCUUUGCUUCAGCGUGGUCAACCCAACAUCUUUCCACAACGUUACAAAAAAAUGGGUCCCCGAAAUUCGCGCACACAACCCCACCGCUCCCAUCGUCCUGGUCGGUACCCAAUCGGAUUUACUUCUGGACGUCAACGUUUUGAUCAAUUUGGACAGUUCUAACGUGAGUCCAAUCCUCGACUCCAGAGCGAAAAACAUGGCGGAAAAAAUCAGGGCCACGGACUAUAUUGAAUGCUCGUCUCUCACGCAAAAAAACCUGAAAGAGGCAUUUGAUGCAGCGAUUUUUGCUGCAAUCAAAAACAAAACACGAAAAGGGAAAAAGAGAAGGUUUUCAGACAGGCGUACCAAGGCAUUUUCGAGGUGUAGUUGGAAGAAGUUUUUUUGCUUCAUUUGAACUUUGAACUUUAAGUGCAGAAAUGGACACUUUAUUUAUUCAGAUGUUUUAUUUGUUGACAAAUUUUCAUGGCAAUUUUGAGCAAUUUCACAAAUCAUGAUCUUAAUGGAAGCCAAAGGGAGUGCAGAAUCUGUUUUUCACUUGCUACACUGCAAAAAAUCAGAAACAUCUAAAUUAGUUAAAAUUACUUGAAAUCCAAAAUAUUAAUCUUAAUUAUAAUGUAAUUAAGUUUCUUGAGUUAAGUUAAGCAUAUUUGGCUUAUUUUGUUAAUUGGUUCAUUAUUGCAAGCUAAAUUAUCAGUCAAUUAGUAAAUACUAUUGCGUAAAACAAAAAGAGCAUUAAAAUUUUUGAAUUAUCAAGAUCUAAGAAGUAAAUAUAUUUAAACUAGUCAAAAACUACUCAAAUCAAAAUUAUUCUAGGUUUUCUGUUUUUGCAGUGUACAAGCCAGAGACCGCUUUGAAAUCAUUUAGUUAAAUUAAUUGUCUACACUUACAAAGCCUAAAUACCUUAAGUACCUUUUCCAUUUAUUUCUAAUGGAGUUCCCAUUAUCCAAUCAAGAGAGCAGUGAGUUUAGCUGGAGAAAUCAUGUAAAUGUUGUGAGUUUGCAUGACUUGGUUUAAACAAGAGAGAGAAAGAAAGAAAGAGAAAGCUACAGCAGUGCAGGGCGUUAGCUACUUUGUCUGUUGUCUUCUAUGGUCCAACCAGUUUAAAAACACAAACAGUGGACAAGAGUCAAUGCAAAACAAAACUACACUGCAAAAAAGGAAACAUCAAGUUAAAUUAAGUAGUAUUACCUAGUUUAGGUUAAUGUUUUUGUUUUGGCCCAACAUUUAGUUUGAAUUUUGUUGUAACAAGUCAAAAAAUCUAAGUCAAAAUUACUCUUAUUACUCACAUGCAUUUUUCAUUUUCUUAUUUUGAAAGAAUGCAACAAAUACAUGUGUGUAAAAAAACAGGCUAUAAUAUAUUCAACAAAGUCAAUUAAUCUAAAAAGUGUACUAGUAUUUUCUUGUUUCAUACUAAGUUUCCUGCCAGUGGUGUCAGAAAAUUGCACUUGACAUAAGAAAAAGUUUCUUAUUUCAAUGCCACAUGAAUUAAUCUGAAAGAAAUAAUCUAGGCCUAAUUAGUGCAUCCAAAGUAGUCAAAAAAACUCAAGUAAUUCAUGUAAUUUAAAUUCCUUUUCUGCAAUGUAAUAGCUAACAGCUCUACUAGCCUUUCAUGCAUUUGUGAUUGAAAUAAGAUCAGCUGGCUUGAUGAAGUUGCUGACUGAUUUGGGGUUAGCUUCUCGGUUGGAGCAGGAACCUUCUUGUUUGAGGGGGAAAGGUGAGAGGGGAUCAGGCAUCUUAAGCUUUUUGUCUCAGAUGCCCUCCCAUUAGCAUUUGUAUGUACAGGAAUAGCAGGAGUUCUGUCUUUACUAUGCAAGGCCUUCCCAGUAUCACAGCCGGUCGGCUCCUACACUACAAAAACCGCCACAGCUAAAUUAAUUAAAAUGACUUGGAUUCAGAAUAUUAAUUUUGGGUAUUUGAGUAUUUUUGGUCAGAUAAUUUGCUUACUGACUAAAUAUUGUGAAAAAGAUUAUGAGUUAUGUUGUCAAGUUUUGCAGGCAAUGAAUUAAUGUGGAUAUUUUUUACAGUGCACUACUUAUUCACACUUUUGUACACAUUUAAAAUAUAUGUUAAAAUCAUGUGUUAUCUGUUAAAGGUCCUAUAUUACACAAAAUUUACUCUUGUGAGCUUUAAGCCAUGUUAUAAUGUUACUUCAUCAAAAACAGACCUGGAAUUGUGUUUUGUUUCAUUCUCCAGGUAUGUUUUUGAUGAGGAAACAAUAUUAUAACAUAGAUCAGAAAGACGUGUAAUAUAGGCCCUUUAAUGCACAGAUAUAUCUUGUAUGAUUUGGGCUUUACUGUGAGUCAUUGCCUCUUAUGCUUCUUGUGGAAGUCAUUUCAUUGCAUUUCUGUUGUUUAAACAGACAUUUGUAUUGGUGAAUCAAACUGUAUUCAUUUCACUGCCAAAAAUUAAUAAAUGAUUUAAAUGCAAAACA
This is a messenger RNA of Boleophthalmus pectinirostris (great blue-spotted mudskipper), 3138 nucleotides long. It is a transcript of the gene rhov, whose product is annotated as ras homolog family member V. Bases 391 to 1101 code for a protein of 236 amino acids. Lineage: Eukaryota; Metazoa; Chordata; Actinopteri; Gobiiformes; Gobiidae. The record is from RefSeq and is a predicted model, not a curated record. Gene Ontology annotation, biological process: small GTPase-mediated signal transduction. Gene Ontology annotation, molecular function: GTPase activity; GTP binding. The transcript has 3 exons.